GGAGCCAAGCGGCGAAGGAGACUCGCUGGCUCCCAGUGGCGCCGUGAGGGGAUGGCGGAGAGCGCGGGCUUCCCGCCCUUCCAGCUGGGGAGGCCUCGCUUCGAGCAGACUUCGUUUUAUGGAAGGUUCCGACACUUCUUGGACAUCAUUGACCCCCGCACCCUCUUUGUCACCGAGAGUCGUCUUAAAGAAGCUGUGCAGUUGCUGGAGGAUUAUAAACAUGGGACUCUGCCCCCAGGAGUCACCAACAAAGAGCUUUGGAAAGCACAAAAAAUUAAACAGGCCAUCAUCCAUCCGGACACUAACGAGACGAUCUUCAUGCCUUUCAGAAUGUCAGGUUACAUUCCUUUUGGGACACCUAUUGUUGUCGGUCUCCUGCUGCCAAAUCAGACGCUGGCAUCCACCGUCUUCUGGCAGUGGUUGAAUCAGAGCCACAAUGCCUGUGUCAACUAUGCAAACCGAAAUGCGACAAAGCCUUCUCCAACGUCCAAGUUCAUCCAGGGCUACUUGGGAGCUGUCAUAAGUGCUGUCUCGAUCGCAGUGGGCCUUAACGUUCUGAUCCAGAAAGCUAAUCACUUUACUCCGGCCACCCGGCUCCUGAUCCAGAGAUUUGUGCCAUUCCCCGCUGUAGCCAGUGCCAAUAUCUGCAACGUGGUCCUGAUGAGACACAUGGAGCUGGAGGAGGGGAUCGACGUCCUGGACAGCGAUGGGAACACGGUCGGGUCUUCCAGAAUUGCUGCCAAACAUGCACUGCUAGAGACAGCCCUGACCAGAGUGGUCCUGCCAAUGCCUAUACUGGUUCUACCUCCCAUCAUCAUGUCUCUACUGGAAAAAACGGCUCUCCUGCGGUCGCGGCCCCGGAUGGCCCUCCCUGUGCAGAGCCUUGUGUGCCUUGCUGCCUUCGGCCUGGCGCUGCCCCUGGCCAUCAGCCUCUUCCCGCAGAUGUCUGAGAUUGAGACGUCGCGCCUGGAGCCCGAAAUCGCCCGGGCCACCACCAGCGAGACCCUUGUCUACAACAAAGGAUUGUAAGCAGAAGCGGAGACUGAGAGGCGUGGAAAGGAGAGCGAGGAAGAGGAGGAGGAAGGGAGGAUGACUUAAGACAGUAGAAGGAAAGAGCUGGAGAACCUCGUAGCAUCUUCCCACCGUCAAGAGCCAAGCGUAAAUUAACACUUUCAGAGACCCGGCAUCUCACGUCGGUUGAAAAGAUUAAUAUUUAAAGUUUUAAAUUAGCGACAGUAACAGCACAAAGGAAGGAGCGCCAGGGAGGGGAGGGAAGGAGCCGAGAGCCAACAUCCUGAAUCCGCAGCAGAGCCGUGCGGAGGGGAUUGUCGUGGCCCCUUUCCGUGGCUCCGCUCGGCCCUCGUGCCAACGUCGACCGCUCUUCUCCCCUCCCAGCCUGAGGAGCUCAGCCUCCUCCGCUCCGUUUGGUUCUGCACAGCAAUCAGCCCCCGGCGCAUGACUUAGAAGAAUUAGGUAGGUAGGGCGUCUUGAUAAUCGUAUUCUUUCGAUUCAGUGUCACUCUUGCACCAGUCGAUGUGCACAGAAUCAAUCUUAGAUCCGCAGCACUCGCUUUGAUUCUAAACAAAUAACGCGGCCAAGGUCGUAGCCGACAUGCAGCCCCCACGUCCCCCACCCACC
This is a messenger RNA of Lacerta agilis (Sand lizard), 1638 nucleotides long. RefSeq names its product sideroflexin 5 (gene SFXN5). Gene Ontology annotation, cellular component: mitochondrial inner membrane. The coding region runs from base 52 to 1029 and encodes 325 amino acids. The record is from RefSeq and is a predicted model, not a curated record. The transcript is spliced from 14 exons. Gene Ontology annotation, biological process: monoatomic ion transport; citrate transport; mitochondrial transmembrane transport. Gene Ontology annotation, molecular function: monoatomic ion transmembrane transporter activity; citrate transmembrane transporter activity. Lineage: Eukaryota; Metazoa; Chordata; Lepidosauria; Squamata; Lacertidae.